This is a messenger RNA of Microthlaspi erraticum, 345 nucleotides long. The record is from the annotation of a GenBank genome assembly. Lineage: Eukaryota; Viridiplantae; Streptophyta; Magnoliopsida; Brassicales; Brassicaceae.
AUGGUGAUAUGUAAUAGAAGGUUGAGAGGAUUGGAGGCUUUGAUUACACGAGGUCCUCUCAAGGAAAACGAAUUUCAUUCAAUCUUCUCCGGCGUCACCUGUCGAAACCCAGGAGCUGCUAAGAAGAUAUUCGACAAGUACCUUCUUGAGAUAAACAAAGAGCUCUCAUAUGUUAACUUUGAGUUGAGGGCUUGUAGAGAUCAGUAUGAUGGCAAAGUUUGUUAUGGAGUGGUUAACAAUGUGGCCGAUGAGCAGUCCAAACUCGGGACUAUAUAUUCUGUGCCGCAGAUUGCCUUCUUCAAAGGAAUUCAUUAUUUGGAUUUAGAAGUUCUCGUCUACGCUUGA